AUGGCGACAGAGAAAGAUCAGACGGCCUUUGCCGACUCGUCUCAUGAUGAGAAACAUGCGCCUGAGAUCUCACGCCCCGGAUCAGUCGACGCAAGUGGUCGUCGCAAGUCCGUCGCUCUCAACGUCGUUGAGAAUCCCCUCAAGCGUGGCUCUCCUUUGGAGGUCGCUGCGACAGCCCGCGCAUUCGCAGAAGCAAACGAUAUGGCCGAACACGCAAAUCUGUUCGCACGUGCCGCGCUUGUUGCACGAAGCCCGGACAGAUUCGAAAUGGUGACCGAGCUUGAUGAGCAGGAACGCGCUGCUCUCGCCUACGAGAGGGAUCACAAAUGGCACGGUCCCUUCAUGCUUUGGUACUCGAUCGCGCUCUGCGCCGUGGGAGCCGCUACGCAAGGUUGGGAUCAGACUGGAUCCAAUGGCGCGAAUUUGUCGUUCCCUCAAGAAUUCGGUAUUGAUGGCGAAGGAAAAGACGAGUGGAUUGUUGGUGUUGUGAACGCCAUCAUCUUCUUGACUGCUGGGCUCAUCGGCGCCUUCAUCGUCGAUCCGUUAAACCACUACUUUGGCCGAAGAGGCGAAAUCUUCAUCACUGCUUGCUGUCUCACUGCUACUCCCAUCGGCUCUGCGUUUGCAAAGUCGUGGCAAGGGUUGUUUGCAGCAAGGUUUGUCAUGGGAAUUGGUAUUGGUGCUAAGAACGCCACUGUUCCAAUCUACUCCGCCGAGAUGGCACCAGCGAGAGUUCGUGGUGCUUUGGUAAUGUUCUGGCAGCUUUGGGUGGUGGCUGGGAUCUUCCUGGGAUUUGCGGCCAACGUCAUCGUCAAAGACACUGGAGACAUUUCCUGGCGUCUCCAGCUUGGCUCGGCUUUUAUUCCCUCCUUCAUUCUCGGUGUCGGCAUCUUCUUCUGCCCCGAAUCACCGCGAUGGCUCAUGAAGCACGGGAAACUUGCCAAAGGGUUUAGAUCGAUGCAACGUCUACGAGCUCAUCCUAUCAUUGCUGCUAGAGACUUCUACUACUCGUGGGUCAUCUACGAGGUGGAACUGCGCGAGGCGCGGGGUGCGGGCUAUUUCGCUCGUUUGUGGGACUGCUUUGCCGUCCCUAGAAUUCGUCGUUCCAACUAUGGUGCAUCGACCGUCAUGCUUGCACAACAAAUGUGUGGUAUCAAUAUCAUCUCAUUCUACAGUUCAACAAUUUUCGAGGAAGUCGGCUACACAUCUACCCAAGCUUUGUAUGCAUCCUUGGGCUAUGGCGCAAUUCAGGUUGUGGCUACAAUACCCACCCUGUUCCUGAUCGAUACCAAGGGUCGAAGGACCCUGACUUUGGCUACCUUUCCCUUGAUGUGUGUCUUUCUCUUGGCUGCCGGUCUUUCCCUUUUGAAGACUGAUGGCAGUCGAGGUGAGCAGAUUGGGCCCGUCGUUCUCUUCAUUUACCUCUUCACUAUCGCCUACUCUUUGGGCGAGGGUCCAGUUGCUUUUCAAUAUUCUGCCGAGGUCUUCCCUACCAUCCAGCGUGAGCAGGGUAUGGCGUGGGCUGUGUGCAUCAACAACACCUUCGCUGGUGUCCUCAGUCUCACUUUCCCACGUAUGAAGACGGUGAUGACUCCAACAGGCGCCUUCGGCUUUUAUGCUGGCCUCAAUCUUAUCGCCUGGUGCAUGAUAUUCUGCUUCGUUCGCGAGACCAAGCAGCUCACUCUGGAGGAAAUUGAUCAGGUAUUCUCUGUGCCAACUAAGAGCUUCCUUUCGUACGAGACGAAGGUAUGGCUGCCGUACUUCAUCAAGCGUCACAUCUUCCGUCAAAAGAUCGAGAAGCCGCCGCCGAUUAUCGAGAAGGAGGAGAAGUUCGAUGACGUGUACGAUGCGUGA
Cyphellophora europaea CBS 101466 is the source of this 1854-nucleotide messenger RNA. RefSeq lists its product as uncharacterized. The coding region runs from base 1 to 1854 and encodes 617 amino acids. The record is from RefSeq and is a predicted model, not a curated record. Gene Ontology annotation, biological process: transmembrane transport. The transcript is spliced from 11 exons. Gene Ontology annotation, cellular component: membrane. Lineage: Eukaryota; Fungi; Ascomycota; Eurotiomycetes; Chaetothyriales; Cyphellophoraceae. Gene Ontology annotation, molecular function: myo-inositol:proton symporter activity.